Molecule: messenger RNA, 303 nt
Organism: Gongylonema pulchrum
Lineage: Eukaryota; Metazoa; Nematoda; Chromadorea; Rhabditida; Gongylonematidae
Source: the annotation of a GenBank genome assembly
AUGUACAGUAUGAUCGAAGCGCUUGGUUGGUGCGUGUUACUCUAUUUCGGUUCUCGCCUGGCUCAGGUCAUCUACAGCAUUAUAUAUCCAUAUUAUAUUGCCAAGCCACUGAAACUCAAAGAAGCUGCCGGCGGUAAAUGGGCAGUAGUGACCGGGAGUACCGAUGGUAUUGGACGAGCUUAUGCACUCGAGCUGGCGCGAAACGGCUUUUCCAUUGAUCUCGAAGUCGGCAUAGUUGGUAACUUAUGUGAAAAUUUAAUUUUUGUAAUUUUUGAGAAGCAAAAACUGAAAAUUUACGCUUGA